Grosmannia clavigera kw1407 is the source of this 1374-nucleotide messenger RNA. Its product is annotated as translation regulator gcd7. The record is from RefSeq and is a predicted model, not a curated record. Gene Ontology annotation, molecular function: guanyl-nucleotide exchange factor activity; translation initiation factor activity. Gene Ontology annotation, cellular component: eukaryotic translation initiation factor 2B complex. The transcript has 3 exons. Gene Ontology annotation, biological process: translational initiation. The coding region runs from base 1 to 1374 and encodes 457 amino acids. Lineage: Eukaryota; Fungi; Ascomycota; Sordariomycetes; Ophiostomatales; Ophiostomataceae.
AUGGCGCCGAAACACCAUAUUAAUGGCCACGCGCCUAACCUUGAAUCCUACUUCAACUCGAAGUUACAUUUGGAGGCGUCCGUCGAGACAGCUGUGACACUUUUGAAGAGGCGACAAAUACAUGGCCCAGAGCAAUGUGCUCUUGCAACUGCGCACAUUCUCUCGCAGGUGGUUGUCAAGUCAAAAUGGGCCGAUGUUGACCAGCUGCUAGAUCGUGUGUAUCAGGUUGGACGGAAGUUAGUCGAUGCACAGCCGCAGGAGCUGGUCAUCGGUAACAUCAUUCGACGGGUUCUAGGCCUUAUCAGAGACGAAGCUGAAGAAGACCGGAACGAAAACGCCAACGAAACUGGUGGAGACUUCGUUCCAGAUCUGCGCACGGCGGCAACCACAGCAGCAGCGACAUCUCUUUCGUUUUCUGCUUCCCCAACUUCAGCGCACGCUCCAAUUUCUUCUUCUCUACCACGACCUUCGCGCCAAGCGUCCCUUGUGCCAGCCUCGGGCUCGUACCAGUCCAUGUUUAACCUUCUAUCUGCGGCGGAGCCGUCGCCUUCAGUUGGCGGAGAUGCGAGUUCGACUGUCUCGGGUGCAUCAACACCUGUGCAUCUUGCCUCAGGCCAAGGUCAUGGCAGCGCGGUCAAUUUUGCUGGGAGACAUAGCGCUCUCAGGGACGAGAUUGUGGACGGUAUAGAAGAAAUCAAAGACGAGAUUGGCCAAGCGGAUGACCAGAUCGCCGGCUUUGCUGAAGGGCAGAUUAAGCCAGGCGACUUUGUGAUGGUCUAUGCACCCUCCCGAUCAGUAGAAAAGUUUCUGGUCAAAGCGGCGUUGCGACGGCGAUACACGCUGUUCUUGGUGAACGACAAUAGUCCGACACAUUCCUCUACUGGACUUCAGGCUGUUGGCGAGCGCUACGCGUCUCUUCUGAAGCGGUUGAGUGCAGCAAAAGUCAAUGUCAUACGGGUAGCCAACAACGCUGUGGCCUCUUACAUUCCCCGGACAAGCAAAAUUGUGCUCGACGCACGAGCCAUCGCAGCCGACGGCGGCGUUCUUGUCGACAGCGGAGGAGGGCGGGUUGCUCGAGCGGCCCACGCCCAGGGCUGCACAGUUCUUGUUGUGGGCGGCGUGUAUAAGGUUUCCCCAGAGUCCUGGACGGAUCCGGAUGCAUUUGUAGAAUGGGGAGAUCCAGGCAGGCUUGCUCGCUUUGCGGACGGUGCAAUUUUGGACGGCAUCAAAAUCGAAUCUGCAAUGACGGAAUACCUACCUCCCGGCCUGAUUGACAUUUACGUAACCAAUUUAGGGCCGCAUUCAAAACACUAUCUCGAAAGCGUAAUUGCAGACCACUACAAAAAUGAGGAUUUGGAGCUAUACGGACAGUAG